CGAGAACCAAACCUCAACAAAACCAGCAGUGACAGCAUGCUCCUACAUGACUCGUCCUAGAACAUAGUCACGGCUGUGUUUGACAAUGCGGUUUCGAACCCAGUUGGCCAAUACCGUCACUUUUGCCAGUGAGUCCUGUCAAUAAGAACUAGUUACCCCCGCCGAUAGCCCGCGUCGAGCUAAGCAUGCAUAUCUCAAGAACUAACCGCAUCUCUCUCAUCCCUGGGCAAAAUAUGUUGGAUGCGUCUCGAAGCUGAUGCCAUCCGGUUUACGAUCAUCCCCGACCAAGGCACGCAGGUGUGGGCUCAGUUGCCGGUGGAUAGCAUCUUUGAGGAAUCUACAUACAACCUCGUAUCUAACUCGGGGGUAAUCAACCUCGAAGUCCCCAUUGGAGCACUCAAUCGCGCUCUCCGAUCCGCCAUCGGCGCGUCAAGCGCGCACAUCCGACUCACGAAGAAGGGGAACAUCCCCCUUCUCGCGCUGACGAUUAUCUCAUCAUCAUGGACACAGGGUAACAAUGCCCUUGGCAUUGUUGGAAACGAAAACGAACCCGCUCCAACAGGAGACGACACGACUACUGUUACUGCUGAUCAUGACGGCAACAAUCCCAGAGGUCCUGAAGGAGGAGCUGGCCCCCGCGAACGCGAAACGGUAAUAACCCAAGAAGUCCCCGUGAAAGUCCUCCAUGAAUCAGUAGUGCGAGGUCUCCACGAACCUCGCUGUCGCGACCCAGACGUCCACAUCAUCCUACCCAGUCUGAUCCAGCUGAAAAACAUCUCGGAGCGCUUCAACAAGCUAGCCACUGAUGCAAAUACAAGUGCGAAAUUGAAAGCGUCGUCUUCGAUUACAGUGUCUACUAUGUCUUUGGUCUCGCCGAAAUUGGAGUUAUCGGCCAACAUGCACGGGUCCCUGAAGCUAGCUAUCGCGACGGAUGCGCUGCGCAUCUCGAGCGUGUGGAGUGGCCUGGUCAACCCGCCGCUUGAUACGGAGCGGCUGUCGCAGACGGAGAUUGAGCAGUUACCGAGUGAGCGAAUGCGGGCCUUGGCUAGUGAUGACGAGGCUGGUUGGGCUAAAGUGAGGAUUGACGGAAAGGAUUGGGGACGCGUGUUGAGUAUUGGUCGGUUGAGCCCGAAGGUCGUUGCUUGUUUCAUAAACGAAACAGCGCUCAUACUCUAUGUUUAUCUACCUGGAAGUUGGAAUGGGGAGGAGUCUUGCUUGACUUACUAUAUCAAUUCCUACUCCAGCUGAGUUGUUUCUGAAGACAAAUAUGUAUUCCACACAUUGCAUUGCCAUUAGAUUAUAGUGAUGUUUGACAAAGUAUGAUAGAAGAACAAUUAUUACAAGUAAUAUGAUCAAACACGACAACAUUGUAAUCGCAUCAAGUAGGAAAACAAGGUCAGUAAAAGACAUAGAAAAAAAAAAAAAAUAAUAUCAACAUCACUCAAUGGUCAUAGUCUGGAUGGCCAAGUCCAGAACUCAUCCCAUACACCAGUAGGUGCGGUGAAAGCCAUGGUCAAUAUACAAGACGUAAAAUGCAUCUCAUGUAAAAAGCAAUAAUGUAAUAGUACAAAUGAAAUAGCGUGUCCUGGAACAGACAUGUUCACGCAAUAAUCUUCUGUGGUAGCACGAAGAGAGCUCCAGCAAAAGAAUGAUCCGCGUAUCCGGCUGCUCGAUCUGUCAUUGCAAAA
Molecule: messenger RNA, 1688 nt
Organism: Monascus purpureus
Lineage: Eukaryota; Fungi; Ascomycota; Eurotiomycetes; Eurotiales; Aspergillaceae
Source: the annotation of a GenBank genome assembly